Molecule: messenger RNA, 3357 nt
Organism: Tarenaya hassleriana
Lineage: Eukaryota; Viridiplantae; Streptophyta; Magnoliopsida; Brassicales; Cleomaceae
Product: WD repeat-containing protein 44
Exons: 7
Coding region: 350-3094 (914 amino acids)
Molecular function (GO): protein binding
Source: RefSeq, a predicted model, not a curated record
UCUCUCUCUCUCUCUCUCUCUCUCUCUCUCUCUCUCUCUCUCUCUCUCUCUCCAUUUCUCCACAGACAUGAAACAUCACCGCAGCCCCAACCCAUCUCUCUCUCUCUCUGCCCAUCAUCGGAUCUGACUUUCUCCCGAAAACCCACAAUCUGAUUUCUUCGAAUUCUCCAAACACGCGGAACCCCUAAAUUCCACGACACAAAUCGAACACCUAGUCUCGACAGAUUCUCCGCCUUUGACGAGAAACUCCCUGAAACGUCUGAGAUUUUGGGCAUCCCUCCCUCGUUGCCCAGAUUCCGGCGGGGCAUUUUCCGAUGGGAAUGCCUUUGCUUUCCUCUGUCACACGACAAUGAGCAAACCAAACGACGAAGAAGACGAGGAGGAGGAGGAGGAGGAGGAGAACAACUGCUUCUACGAGUCUCUUGAUCGCUUGGUCUCUUCCUCUUCCUGCUCCGCUUCCAACUCCGAUUACGAUUACGAUUCCGAGCCCACCAAUUCCGAUUCCUCUCCUCCGAUCUCCUCCGCCGCCGACACUCGUCGUCGUCGCAACCCAUUCCCCGUCCCGCGGUUCCCAAUGGGUGCAUCCAGGUUCGACGUCUGGAUCUCUGAACCAGCUUCUGUGUCCGAGAGGCGUUCGAGGCUUUUGCGCGAAAUGGGUCUCAGCCGCGACCGGGGCGUCGUCCGGUUAAAACCCGCAUCCGCCGGAGAAUUCGGGGACUCGUUGGAUUUUCCCCGAUCAGCUUCGUCUUGUCAGUUGACCCGGCGAUAUCACGGGGAGUGUUCGGGAAGUGUCGGCGACGGCGCUUCGGGCGUGGUGAGAUCGAAAUCCGACGGUUCCGCCAAUCAGAGCGGCGACAACCGUGAUCGUCGGCACCCGCAGAGUAGUUCUUAUUCGUUUUCGUGUUCCGAUUCUAAAAUCUCUGUUCCCUCGCAUGCGGAGACCAGCAGGUUCAAUCCGCAAUCUGUAAAUACUAAUGGUGUCUACAAUGUGGAUAAUGGCGACAAGGGUCAUGUCGCCGACAGAUCAGUUGAUGCUGAUCUUGUAAUGAUUCGUGAGGGAACUGGGGGUUGCCCUGGUGAGUGUUUCCGUUUAAAUGGAAACUCUGGGUGUGAUUCUUCUUCUUGUGUGUUGAGAAACCCUAAUGGCAGGGUAGAUGAGCAGGAAGUGGAUUUGAGUGAGCAAGUGUGCACUAUCAAGAAUCUGGAUAAUGGGAAAGCUUUCGUGGUGAAUGAGAUUCAGGAAGAUGGGACAUGGAAAAAGUUGAGGGAAGUUGGAACAGGAAGACAGUUGACCAUGGAGGAGUUUGAGAUGUCUGUGGGGCAUUCUCCCAUAGUCCAGGAGCUGAUGAGAAGACAGAAUGUGGAGGAUUCUGACAAGAAUGUCAUGAGUUCCAAGGAGAACGAGGAAAAUGGUAAUGCAUCCAAGGUCAAGAAAAGAGGAGGGUGGUUUCAGAGCAUGUUAAAGAACGCUACGAGCAGUAUGACGGGCAGUAAAGAGAGACGGAGCAGUGAUGAUCGGGAUACAUCAUCUGAGAAAGGUGGGCGUAGGUCAAGCUCCGCGACAGAUGAUUCCCAGGAUUCGUUCUUUCACGGGCCGGAAAGAGUUAGGGUUAGACAGUAUGGGAAAUCGUGUAAAGAACUCACAGCAUUAUACAGGACCCAGGAGAUUCAGGCACAUACCGGCUCUAUUUGGAGUAUUAAGUUCAGUUUGGAUGGUAAAUAUCUUGCUAGCGCUGGAGAGGAUUGCAUCAUCCAUAUCUGGCAGGUUAUGGAUGCUGAAAAGAAGGGAGAGUUGUUGCUGGAUAGACCGGAAUUGUUGCUUUUGGCAAACGGGUCACCAGAAACGACAACAAUGUCUCCGAGGAGAAGAGGAAGAGCAUCGAUAAGUAGGAAAUCAUUGAGCUUGGAGAACAUAAAGGUUCCAGACUCGGUUUUCGGGCUUUCAGAAAAACCCUUUUGCUCCUUCAGGGGACAUUUGGACGAUGUUCUUGAUUUGUCAUGGUCCAAUUCUCAGCACUUGCUCUCUUCAUCAAUGGAUAAAACAGUUCGUUUAUGGCACCUUUCCAGCCAGACCUGCUUGAAAGUGUUCUCCCAUAGCGAUUACGUGACAUGCAUUCAGUUUAAUCCGGUCGACGAUAGAUACUUCAUCAGUGGAUCAUUAGAUGCAAAAGUUCGUGUCUGGAGCAUCCCGGACCGUCAAGUUGUCGACUGGUACGAUCUCCAUGAGAUGGUCACUGCUGCUUGCUACACUCCGGAUGGUCAGGGUGCUUUGGUCGGUUCUUACAAGGGUAACUGCCGCGUGUACAGCGUGUCUGAGAACAAGCUGCAACAAAAAAGCCAAAUCAAUCUACAGAACAAGAAAAAGAAGGCUCACCACAAGAAGAUUACGGGUUUUCAGUUUGUGCCUGGAAGUUCAUCUGAAUUGCUUGUCACGUCUUCGGAUUCGCGGGUUCGUAUCGUCGAUGGUUCAGAUCUGAUGUACAAGCUUAAAGGGUUCCGGAACACGAACAGCCAAAUCUCGGCCUCCACGACAGCAGACGGGAAAUAUGUGGUCUCGGCGAGCGAGGACUCUCAGGUGUACGUAUGGAAAUACGAACCGGUUUCCCGACCAAGCAGAAGCAACAAAGGCGUGACGGUUACAACCUCAUACGAGCAUUUCCACAGCCAGGACGUGUCGGCGGCUAUCCCUUGGCCGGGCAUGGCAGCUGUUCCAGACACAUGGGGAGAGAUCCGGAACAGAACCGGGUUCGGCAAUAACAGCAGCAACCUGGACGAGGUUUCCACAGCAAACCACCCGCCGACGCCUGUGGACGAGACGAUGGACCAGGACGGUUACAGGAACAGUCCAAGGAACGGGAUCGUCUCGAGCGAGACAAACGGGUAUCUGUUCGACAGGAUCUCGGCGACAUGGCCAGAGGAGAAACUCACGUCUGGAAGGAGGAACCAAGGAGGCAGCCCUCGAGUGAGUACGGACACAUCGAGUAGAGUGGUUAACCAGAACAUGUCGUCUGCUUGGAACAUGGUGAUCGUGACUGCCGGUCUCAGAGGAGAGAUUCGAACCUUCCAGAACUUCGGAUUGCCGAUUCGGAUUUGAAAAAAGUGUACAGAGAGAGGAGCGAGGUUUGUACUGCAAGUGAGUUUUCUAUUUUCUAUUCUAUUCUUCUUCUUCUUCUUCUUCCAUAUAUAGAAGAUUCGUUUGGAGAGAUGAAGAAAAAAGAGGAAAAAACCAUACUGUGAGUUUUAGAAACCGAUGUUAUUUGUAAGUCGGGGCUUUGUAGAGAGUUUACAGAGACACGAACAAGAGUUCAUUGAAUUGGAAAUAGAAAAAAAAAAGGGAAGAUUCUUUUGUUUUCUCCU